This is a messenger RNA of Acanthoscelides obtectus, 332 nucleotides long. Lineage: Eukaryota; Metazoa; Arthropoda; Insecta; Coleoptera; Chrysomelidae. The record is from the annotation of a GenBank genome assembly.
AUGAACAAAACCGUUGGCUUAGAGUUAAUGCCAAAUAUGUUCCACGGCACGUUCAAGGAACAAGUAGUUUCCGUAACUACAGCUGGAACCUCCCAGUUAUUGGAAAGUGUCAGCAAAAUAAUGUUUUUCUUAUCACAUAUGCAAGCUACGUAUCUGUGGAGAAACGAGUGUGUAGUCAACUGGCAGAGUGAUCUGAUAAGUUGUAGCAAUCACGGAUCUUUUCUUUAAAACUAAUGAGUGGAGCAAAAUGGACAUCUCGCUCAUGUGGCCAGAAACCCUGAGAACUUUAUAUCGAUGACCCGAUGAAAAACUCUUGUACAGUAAGUUCACAA